AUUCUGAUAGGCUUCACGUGCGACACUGAGCACAUCCCAGAUGUUAGCAGAGGUCAACGUAGCCCUGUGUGUGUGCAGGUUUAUCCAGACUGAAGGCUAAUAAACUGUGCAUGUUUUGGGAUGUCGUCUCGCUCGACUCGACCUUCCAGGGAAGAUGCUGUGUCUUUGCGGAGGAUGACAAGUGAAUUCAACCGUCUCUGAGCUUCCCUCUGUGGCUGAUGAGCCCUCAGACUCAGAGAUGGCUGCGAUGAGAAAGAGGUUUUCCUCCGUCUGCUCCUCUUCCUCGACUGAAGAAGACAAUGCAAGCCUCUAUGACAGCGUUCCCAUUUCUGCUACUGAUCCAUCCAGUGAACAAGAACAUCCCUACGCAGCUCUGCUCUGUUGUCAUCGUGUCCAAGACUCAUUACUGAGCUCCAACAGCAGCUUCACUGGAUACAGAGGCGUCCUCAACUGGAUCAUCAUUCUCCUGGUCCUGUCUCAUGCUCACUUGUUAUUGGAGAAUUUCAUACAGCAUGGCUUUUUGAUAGAUGUCAAAAAGGUUUUGGAGCAUCUCAUUGAGGACAACUGCAACUGGCCAUCUGUCAACCUCAUAUUAGCUGCCAACAUGUUUGCCAUUGUGGCUUUGCUCCUCGAGAGGUCUCAGGAAAAGGGUAUGCUGUCCCCCACCACCGGUCAUCGUUUACAUCUCAUAAAUCUGGGCUUGCUCCUGUUAUUUCCUGCUGCAGUCAUUGUACAUGAGCAUACAAUAUCAACAGGUGGAGCGUUCUUCUCUCUCUGGUUCUACACUGCUCUUGGGAUGAAGCUGUAUUCAUACCAGGAAACUAAUCGCUGGUACAGACAGGCCCAUUUAACUGAUGCAGAGAGGGAUGAAGAUCACCCUGUGGCACCAAAAGCCUUCAAUGAGCAGCUUACUUUCCGAGAUCUGUAUUAUUUCCUAUUUGCCCCCACACUGUGCUACCAGAGAGACUUCCCCUGUACUCCUAAGGUCCGCAUCAAUAAGCUACUGCACAGGCUGCUGGAAAUGGUGAUCGUUAUCCAGAUCAUGGUCGGAAUUGUGCAGCAGUGGAUUGAGCCCAUCUUCCAGAGGUCAGAGAACUCCUUUUCUAGUAUGGAUAUCACUAUGAGAGUGGAGCACCUGGUGGGACUGGUGGCACCAACCCAUUUCUUGUGGCUCCUCUUCUUCUUCCUGUGUCACUCCUACCUGAAUUUCCUGGCAGAACUGAUGCGCUUUGGUGAUCGUCAUUUUUAUGGAGAUUGGUGGAAUGCUACAACUCUGAUCAAUUUCUGGGAGAACUGGAAUAUUCCCUUUCAGAAAUGGUGUCACAGACAUGUAUACACACGGCUGGUGGAAAAGAAUGUUCCCCCGUCGCGAGCAGAGUUAGUGGUCUUCCUGAUGUCAGCUGCUCUUUUUGAGUAUAUGAUUGCUCUGCCCCUGCACAGCUGUCGUCUGUGGAUCUUCCUCAUGAUGCUAGUCGAGCUCCUGGUCGCAGUAUUCCUCGCAAACUAUUUCCAGGGAAACUAUGGCAACGGCUUAGUGUGGCUGUGCCUGCUGCUGGGCCCUCUUCUGGCUGUGAGCACCUACUUUCACGACCACUACAUCAGCCUCCAUCACCAUCAUCAUCAGUCAUUGUGCUCACCGCUGACAUCCGGCCACGGUCUUCCUGGUGCAGUUUUCCUGCAGCUUCACUGAUCACUGAGAAAUGUCUGAAAGAACUCUCUCUUAUUGUACUGUAUUCACAAAUAGACCAAGAGGAUACAGCUGUGGUCCAAAGCUCAGUGAAGGCUGCUCUCGUCUGUCCAAGGAUCCAUUUUGAUUACUGGAAAAACUUUUGGAGUUAUAGUUAUCUUCUACCCAAUUCAGCAAUAUAAAUAUGGAGUAUAUGUUGUGUAGACUCAUAAAUGGACCUAUUGUACUGUAUAUGAAUAUACUUGACUUUAUACUUGAAUGUUCAUGAAUAUACUUCCACAUCUGACAGAUGUUAAUGCAAUAAACUACUGACUGUACUUCGUAGCC
Molecule: messenger RNA, 2014 nt
Organism: Epinephelus moara (kelp grouper)
Lineage: Eukaryota; Metazoa; Chordata; Actinopteri; Perciformes; Serranidae
Product: diacylglycerol O-acyltransferase 1-like
Exons: 18
Coding region: 239-1690 (483 amino acids)
Biological process (GO): triglyceride biosynthetic process
Cellular component (GO): endoplasmic reticulum membrane
Molecular function (GO): diacylglycerol O-acyltransferase activity
Source: RefSeq, a predicted model, not a curated record